AUGUACAGUUGCUUGAUUUUGGCCAUGGGAGCAUUGGCUUCGGCAUCGCUAAUGAAGCGAACGACGUACAGUGGCGUCGCCACGUUUAAUGACUACGCCUCCCAGAGCAAGAACAAUAGCGAUGGGCAGAACCCCGUGUCGGGAUAUACUGGGCCCGCAUGCCCAACCACCACUUGUGGCGAGUGUUUCCAGGUUUGUAACACUGGUGGAUACGGAGGUGCCUCUGUUGGUGGAGUUGGGAAUUGCGUGACGGUCAAUGUUAUUGAUAGCUGCCCUUCUGAAUCCGCAUACAACUUCUGCAAGACCGAUGUCCCCGCCGAUGAGAGAUGCGGAAGCAGUUCCACCAACUCAAUCGAUAUUGAUGUCAGUGCCUAUACCGCACUUACUGGGACUGGCUGGUCGAGUGGCAGCCCCAAUCUCUUGGUCAAUAUCAGCCCGUCUAGCUGCUGA
Molecule: messenger RNA, 450 nt
Organism: Penicillium lagena
Lineage: Eukaryota; Fungi; Ascomycota; Eurotiomycetes; Eurotiales; Aspergillaceae
Exons: 3
Coding region: 1-450 (149 amino acids)
Source: RefSeq, a predicted model, not a curated record